AUGGCCGCCGCAUCCCUUCGCUUCGCUGUGCUCGCUGCCGCGUUGGCGCUGCUCGCCGUGACCUCCUUGGCGCAGGGCCCCAGCCCCGCCCCCAUAAAGCCUCCGUCCCCGGCGCCGACUACUCCCCCCGCCGUCGCCCCCGUCACCCCUCCGGCCGUGGCUCCCGUCCCUCCGCCGCCGGCCGUGACGCCCACAGCCCCACCCCCACCCCCGGCUUCCCCUCCUGCUUCCACCCCCCGUUCGGAGGCUCCCGCCACGUCCCCUCCCGCGCCGCCACCGGCCACACCAUCCCCCUCCUCCCCGACCUCUCCGAUCUCCACGCCCCCUACCUCGUCCCCCACCUCGACACCGUCGGGCAAUGUCGCCGCCUCCACGACUGUAGGCUGGAUCGCCGUGGUGUGCGCCGCGGUCGCCACCUUCGCGCUCUAG
Messenger RNA from Musa acuminata AAA Group (dessert banana), 429 nucleotides. RefSeq names its product arabinogalactan protein 1-like. NCBI's taxonomy places the organism in Eukaryota, Viridiplantae, Streptophyta, Magnoliopsida, Zingiberales, Musaceae. The record is from RefSeq and is a predicted model, not a curated record. The coding region runs from base 1 to 429 and encodes 142 amino acids. The transcript has a single exon.